AUGAGUGUGCCGCCAGAACAUAUUAUAAGUUUAAUGAAAAUAGUAUAUUGUAUGGCAAAAGAAGAUCUUCCAUUAAAUAAAUUUAAACAGCUUACUCAUCUUGGCCGUGCUAUUGAAGCCCCACAUUUAAUUUCCGAAAAUCAUCCAAUUACUUACAAAAAUAAUAUAUGUGGCCGUGAAUUAUUAUAUUCAAUAUCUUCUUCAAUUGAAGAUAAUAUCUGGAAAGAAUUAUCUCUUGCAUCAGCCAUUGGAAUAAUAGUUGAUGAGAGUACCGAUAUUGAUAUGGAGUCACAUCUUAUAAUUUAUGUUAGAUAUUUUAUUAAUGGUGUUAUAAAAAUACGGUUUUUAAGCUUGUUAGAAAUUGAAAAUAAAGAUGCAAAAUCAAUAUAUAGUGUAAUAACUAAACCAUUUAUUGCAAAUAAAGUAGAUCAUAAAAUUUUUUCAUUUACUUCAGAUGGCGCGAGUGUAAUGCAAGGAAAAAUUUCAGGAGUUGAAUUUUGUAUUUAUGCCAAAUCAGUGUUAAAAAAAAUUUAUGCUUUUUUUAGCAAUUCAAGCAAACGAAUCCAAACUUUAUCUACAUAUCAAGAAACCCUUAAUAAUCCUCAAUUAAAAAUUUUAAAAAUUUUUGAUGUUCGGUGGCUUUCUUUAUAUGAGGCAGUUAAUAAUAUUUGUUUUUCAAUUGAACCUUUACUUGACACAUUUCUUCAUACUAUAA
Molecule: messenger RNA, 715 nt
Organism: Dentiscutata erythropus
Lineage: Eukaryota; Fungi; Glomeromycota; Glomeromycetes; Diversisporales; Gigasporaceae
Source: the annotation of a GenBank genome assembly